Molecule: messenger RNA, 1323 nt
Organism: Microcebus murinus (gray mouse lemur)
Lineage: Eukaryota; Metazoa; Chordata; Mammalia; Primates; Cheirogaleidae
Product: olfactory receptor 6B2-like
Biological process (GO): G protein-coupled receptor signaling pathway
Cellular component (GO): membrane
Molecular function (GO): G protein-coupled receptor activity; olfactory receptor activity
Source: RefSeq, a predicted model, not a curated record
UGCCUGAGGUGGUAGUGGGAGUGGGUGCUAGGGUCGCUGGGGGACCCACGGCUGGUGUCAAACCAGGCCCCAAACCCACAGCAGAACAGGGAGACCCACGCUGCGCUGGCCACCCCAGUGGGUGGUGCAGACGCCUCCCGCCAUCCUUGCACCUGACGGCUGUGUCCUCUCUUCCUCCCUCCCGCCUCAUCAGUCGGCUGGCUGACACAAGCACGCAGCUCUGUCCUCUUGGUGCCUGGAGAUGAACCAACCAUUGUUCUCCCUGCUGUCCCCAUCUGUGGGCACGACUCACCCUGAGCUUCAGCUCCACUUUCUCCCCUUCCAGGCUGCCCUGCAGCCCUUCAUCUCUGGUGUCUUGCAGGCCCCGGCUCCCAGCACAGAAGGAUGAGGGGGGAGAAUGUCACCAAGGUCAGCACGUUCGUGCUGGUGGGCUUCCCCACGGCGCCCCAACUGCAGUACGUGCUCUUCCUCCUCUUCCUGCUCACCUACCUCUUUGUCCUGGUGGAGAACCUGGCCAUCAUCCUCACCGUCUGGGGCAGCACCUCGCUCCACAGGCCCAUGUACUACUUUCUGGGCAUCAUGUCAUCCUUGGAGAUCUGGUACGUGUGUAACAUCAUACCCAAGAUGCUGGACGGCUUCCUCCUGCAGCGGAAACGCAUCUCUUUCAUCGGGUGCAUGACGCAGCUCUACUUCUUCAGCUCCCUGGUGUGCACGGAGUGUGUGCUCCUGGCCUCCAUGGGCUACGACCGCUACGUGGCCAUCUGCUACCCGCUGCGCUACCACGUUAUCAUGACCACGGGGCUGUGCGUCCAGCUGGUGGUCUUCUCCUUUGUGAGCGGCUUCACCGUCUCCCUGAUCAAGGUCUACUUUAUCUCCAGCGCCACGUUCUGUGGCUCCAAUGUCCUGAACCACUUCUUCUGUGACAUUUCCCCCAUCCUCAAGCUGGCCUGCACGGACUUCUCCACGGCAGAGCUGGUGGAUUUCGUCCUGGGCUUCAUCAUCCUGGUGUUCCCUUUCCUGGCCACCGUGCUGUCCUACGGGCGCAUCACCCUGGCUGUCUUGCGCAUCCCCUCGGCCACCGGCCGUUGGAGAGCCUUCUCCACCUGCGCCUCUCACCUCACUGUGGUCGCCAUCUUCUAUACGGCCAUGAUCUUCAUAUACGUCCGGCCCCAGGCCAUCGAUACACGGAGCUCCAACAAGCUCAUCUCUGCUGUGUACACUGUCCUCACCCCCAUCCUGAACCCCUUGAUCUACUGUCUGAGGAACAAGGAAUUUAAGGAUGCCUUGAAAAAGGCUGUGAGCUGGGGUCGAGCCUCACAGUAG